Messenger RNA from Colletotrichum godetiae, 762 nucleotides. RefSeq lists its product as uncharacterized. The transcript has a single exon. The coding region runs from base 1 to 762 and encodes 253 amino acids. NCBI's taxonomy places the organism in Eukaryota, Fungi, Ascomycota, Sordariomycetes, Glomerellales, Glomerellaceae. The record is from RefSeq and is a predicted model, not a curated record.
AUGGGCAAGGGAGGACUGGGAAAGCCACAGACACACGGACGGCAGACCAACAAGGUUGAGGGGGGCAUGGGAAGACAUGGAAAAGCCCCUUCUUCAUUGCCACACCGCCAUUUUGGCAUUCAAGGUUGGGCCAGGCUUGAUCCAGACAGCGGAUUGUGCGCAUCGCUUGCUGCGGCGGCGGAUUAUUCCUCUCGCCUGUCUCACCACCUCACCUCGUUCCCCGGGUUCUACACCACGUCUGCCGUCUCACAGCUCACAGUGGACGGACGCUCCGACCACCUCGCCGCCACUCUCUCACCGUUCCCGUCUUCCCCUCCCCCUCCUUUGUCAUCUUUGGGGGGGUUGGAGAAGCAUGAAGACGAGAGCUGGGAGCUAAAGCUUACCUUGGGUUGGCAAGGCAAGGACGGCAAGCUACCAGCUGAGCCACCUCCACGGAUACAGCUAGGCAUGUAUCCGUACACCACUUGUCUUGCGCCAUAUAGGGCUUCCUGCAUCGACGGUAGAGCAAUGAAAAAAGCAAAUAAGGAGGAGCAAGAUUGCGAACGGUUCGGGGUCGGAACAGCAUUCGACCAGCCAGACCGACGCCUCUACCAAGCAUGCCGGCGGCACUCACUGGUGGUGCAUGGCAUGGCUGCCCUGCCAUGCCACCUCCAGCACAGCGGUGGUGGUAGUGGUGGGGCAAGCUGCCAAACGGCACAGUGCUUGCUUGGCGGUCUGCUGGUUCAACCUACCAGUAGGUACGGACAUGAGCGUGAGGACUGA